Messenger RNA from Trichoderma citrinoviride, 657 nucleotides. RefSeq lists its product as hypothetical. The record is from RefSeq and is a predicted model, not a curated record. The coding region runs from base 1 to 657 and encodes 218 amino acids. NCBI's taxonomy places the organism in Eukaryota, Fungi, Ascomycota, Sordariomycetes, Hypocreales, Hypocreaceae. The transcript is spliced from 5 exons.
AUGCGGCCAACGACUGGCACUGGCAGGGAAGAGGAAGCCGGAGAGACGACCGAGCAGAUGCCUGUCUGCUCAAGCAGCGGCAGCGGCAGCGGCCCAAAACGCGGCCUGAGCUCCGCGCAAAAGCAGCCGAGUGCAAUUUAUGUCGCGAGAGGCGCCACCACAGGCCGGCUGGACAUGGAGAUGGGACGGGACGCCAAGGCCAGCCUGAGUCCGCUGGGCAGUUGCAGACCCAAGGUGGACAAGGGUGGCAACCAUCCAGCCGUGCUGGCCAGGAGGGCCGUCACAGAGCCCCAGCGCCAUGCCGACCAGAACGCUCGAGUGAACAAGCGGGUUUGCUCGGGAUCUAGCUCGAGGAUCCCAGGUGGCGGGCACGGAGGACCAAGCCUGUUUGAGAGCAAGGUCAAGGCUCAGACCAUCCAAGCCGCAGCCCACCACACCACCAGGCGAGCCAAGUUGAACGUCGUCAGAAGGCGGGAGGGAUCAUGGCACAGGCCGGGAAGAGCUGUCUUGUGCUUGCACUUGUGCGAAGCGGACGAGAAGCCAUCCAGGGCGGAGCCGGGCAGGGCACAGACGCGGAGCGUCAAGAAGCGGCAUCGCGAAUACGCUCGCUUAUUAGGUAGGGCUAAGGCCCAAAGGGCAGCGGAGGCUAGAGGCUAG